Molecule: messenger RNA, 1439 nt
Organism: Zymoseptoria tritici IPO323
Lineage: Eukaryota; Fungi; Ascomycota; Dothideomycetes; Mycosphaerellales; Mycosphaerellaceae
Exons: 1
Coding region: 1-960 (319 amino acids)
Cellular component (GO): RAVE complex
Source: RefSeq, a predicted model, not a curated record
AUGUCCACCCUCAUAUGGCCUCCUAUAGCUCACGAUCAACUCCUCGUCGAGCAGGCCGAUACUGUCGCUCGGGAGCUAGAAUGGUUGCUCUCCACGCUGCAAGACACUCUUCGCGCAUUGAAAGAAGGUCUCGAGGAAUGUGCUGAACUUCUCGCUCCAAAAGAGCCCGGCUCAACACUCGUCCUAUCAUCAAUCCGCUCCGAGCAUCUCAAAGGUUUCAUCACUCGCGUCGGAACGCGCAUCGUCAAAGGCGAUGUACACCUUCGUCUACAUUCUCUGCCUCCCGCAAAGGGACAGUCCAGCUACAAACUCUCCAUUUCUACGCUUCCCACUGCACCAACGCUUGUUCUCGACCAGCUAACCACCACGCGCACUCUCAUCAAUGCCUGCCUCGAUGUCGUCGAUGCUACUUUAUGGACGGGUGAUCGCCAAAACGCUAGCUUCAUCUCCAGCCAGCUCCGCCUGCUGCACGAGAACAUACAAGAAGCCAAGACAGCCCUGAAAGGCUGGCCCGAACACCUCAAGCCCUGGAACGAACAGCCGGCCGAACCCAAGGCCUUCCUCCCACCACUGCCAUCGAACAUCUCCUUCCACCUCUCAAUCUCCGAAGCCGCCGUACUGCUCAACGUCCGAGUGCUCGAGCUCGCACACCCGCACACCGGCACCAACACUCCCUUGUCAGCACCUGGCGGUGGUGCAGCAUCCUUCAGUGGGCUGUCGUUGCGCGAUCGGCUGGCGACAGCGUUUGGUGUGAAGCCUAUGCCAGAGGGCGAAACAGCUGAAACGUUCACAUAUCAAGGACAAGAGGUUCGCGUGAAAGAGAAGGUACGCGUGGAGAGCCAGGACCCGAGUCUGAUGGCUGCGUUGGCCAAGCUGGGCGCAUUGGAAAGGAAUGUCGCAUUGGCGCGACGGGCGCUAGAUGUGCUAAUGGGAAUAGACGGAGAUACAGACGAUGCGUGAGAUGAGAAGCCUUGACAAAGUCGUGCGACAGAGACAUCAAUUGCUGCAGUGCAGUAAGAAUGCCAGCCCAUGCCCUGUCGCUGAGCGAUGUCAGUUGAGAGCGUAUGCGCUGAGGUGACCUGGAGACGUCUACUGUCGGUCAGAGAGACAGAACCAUCGCAUCGACUGUGACUGCAGAUUGCAACAUAUCAUCUGUCGGUGCACACUGCCCUCGUUCGCAAUUUUAUCAACGAAAAUCACGAACUUGCCGCGGACAUGGGAAAGUUGAGUUCUCCGCGGGGAUGUGUGGCGCGCCAGCUUGCUCCGAAGCCGCCCGCUAAGAUAAGAUUGAAAGAUUGGGCCAACCACGUUCACACCAUAUCUUCUAACAUAUCAGUCACAUUAUCUGCUCUGCGACAGGUCUGCAAUUCCUGUACAUCCUGUCAUUAUCUGGAUCGGAGAAAGAACAAUUCAAUUCUCUUUAUCUCUUUGGCUCUGCU